AUGAGCAAGCUACCAUCUUCGGGCGGCGCAGCGGCCCCGUCUGAAGCUCCCCCAGCAUACACACCAUACCUUGACCCUCAAUUGACUGCAGAGUCUGCCAAUGCACACACCGAUGGUCGUAUCGAUGUCCAUCUCGAUUCCAAGCUUGCCAGAUCCCUGGCCAGAAUUGCCGACCAGCAGCGAGAGGACAUCUUUCUGGCCCCAAGCCAGUCUGAGGAUCAGGUCUUCGCGAUCGACCUCAAACUCAACAUCGUUAUUCAAAUAGUGGGAAGCCGUGGAGACGUGCAGCCUUUUAUCGCUCUUGGGAAUGCCUUGCAAGCCCAUGGUCAUCGGGUCCGCAUCGCAACGCACAAUGUCUUUGAGAACUUUGUCAAAGAGUCACAUCUGGAGUUCUUUCCAAUUGGGGGAGACCCGGCCCAACUCAUGGCCUACAUGGUCAAGAAUCCGGGUUUGAUCCCGCAGAUGAAGACUUUGCGCGAUGGAGAAAUCAAGAAAAAGCAGGUCAUGGUUGGCCAGAUGCUUGAGGGCUGCUGGAGAUCAUGUAUAGAAGACGACCCCACCACGCAAGAGCCGUUUGUGGCGGACGCUAUCAUUGCCAACCCGCCGAGUUUUGCACACAUUCACUGUGCACAGGCUUUGGGUAUCCCCGUUCAUCUCAUGUUCACCAUGCCCUGGAGUAGCACCAGAGCGUUCCCGCAUCCACUGGCCAAUCUGAUGAACGGAUCCAUGGAAAAUCCAGGGACCGCGAAUUGGGUUUCUUACGCCAUUGUGGAAUGGCUGACAUGGCAAGGAUUAGGAGAUGUGAUCAAUCGCUUCCGGUCCUCUAUAGAUUUGGCACCCGUUCCCCGGACGGAGGGGCCUUGUCUGGCUGAAGCUCUGGAGAUCCCCAUGACCUACUGUUGGUCGCCUGCAUUAGUCCCUAGGCCCACAGACUGGCCCGCUCAUAUUGAUGUUUGCGGCUUCUUCUUCUCUGACCCACCCUCAUAUACACCACCGCCCGAUUUGGCCCACUUUCUCGAUUCUGGCCCUACCCCAGUCUAUAUCGGAUUUGGCAGUAUCGUUGUUGAAGAUCCUCAGAAGUUAAUCGACACUGUCUUGAAGGCUGUCUCCAGGGCCGGUGUGCGCGCCAUCGUUUCAAAAGGAUGGAGCGAACUAGCCGGGCCCCCUGAUUCGAAUAUCUUCUACAUAGGCGAUUGUCCCCAUGGGUGGCUCUUCGAUCAUGUGGCCGCCGUGGUUCAUCAUGGAGGUGCCGGUACAACUGCAUGUGGGUUGCUAAACGGGCGACCGACGGCCAUCGUUCCCUUCUUCGGCGACCAACCAUUCUGGGGUGACAUGGUCGCCAGCGCAGGCGCUGGUCCCGAACCGAUUCCCCACGCCGCGCUAAACCCUCUCAAUUUGGCCGAAGCAAUCUGCUUUUGCCUCAGACCAGAGGCAAGAGCCGCAGCACAGGAUAUUGCUAUCAGGAUGAAAUCAGAAUCGGGAGUCGCGACGGCAGUGAAUUCCUUCCACCGUAAUCUGCCGCUGGAUAGAAUGCGAUGCAACCUCAUUCCAGGACAACCUGCCGCAUGGGCGUACACAAAAAAAAAGCAGACUCUGACCCUUUCCAAAGCGGCCAUGAAUGUAUUGAUUGAAUACAAGCGAAUCAACGCUAAAGAUGUCAAAUGCUUUGCUCUAAAUCCAAUCAUCAUCGAGAACCGCCGCUGGGAUCCCUUGACCGGCGUCUUAUCAGCCGCCAUGUCCACGGGUUCAAAUAUGCUAGUCUCAACCGGCGAGAUGUUCUACAACCCUUACAAAGAGUUUAAAACCAGUCAAUUGCAGAGACAGCCCCAAGGAAGCCCUUCUGAUCAGCAGCUGUCUCUUGCGACGAAGCGAUCCAAUAGUAAUGGGUUCGAAACCGCAGCGAAGAUGGCAGGAGCAGGCUUACAAGGAUUUGGCAAGUUCACCGCGACGUAUUUCCGAGGCAUCCUUGUAGAUAUUCCUUACGCCGCUGCGGAGGGAUUUCGGCGCGCCCCCCAACUAGCCGGCGAGACGCCCAAGGACUACGGCAAUGUUCAUGAUUGGAAAUCAGGAGCGGUCGUUGGCGGGAAGAACUUUGUCGGUGGUAUGACGUCGGGACUCACGGGGCUAUUCAAACACCCCGCGAAGGGAUUCCUAGAGGAAGGCCCAGCAGGAGCUAUGAAGGGUCUCGGGAAAGGUGUCAUGGGUUUGGCCACGCACAUGCCUUCAGCUGGUAUUGGGCUAGUAGCUUAUCCCUUUCAAGGCAUCUCUCGAAGCAUUGAAGCUGCAUUUCGGACAAAAACACCCAAGGCGAUUGUACACGCCAGGCUUCGAGAAGGCUACGCCCUCACAGAGCAAAUACAGCUUCCCAAAGAAGCGAAAGAUGAGAUUGUACGAGUUUUCGAUGUGCUCCUAGCUAGCAUCAAGUAA
Molecule: messenger RNA, 2427 nt
Organism: Penicillium oxalicum
Lineage: Eukaryota; Fungi; Ascomycota; Eurotiomycetes; Eurotiales; Aspergillaceae
Product: putative sterol glucosyltransferase
Exons: 7
Coding region: 1-2427 (808 amino acids)
Biological process (GO): carbohydrate metabolic process
Molecular function (GO): UDP-glycosyltransferase activity; hexosyltransferase activity
Source: RefSeq, a predicted model, not a curated record